CGCGACGCUCUGUGGUCAUUUCGGGGUCACCCUCACGUGUUCUCUUUGGCUCGGUGUUCGGGGGAUUACAGGGGACCAUGGCCAGGAAAAAGAAGCUGGGGCUGAUCGCCGAGAUGGCCAGGAAGAUCCGGGCUUACAGGGAACUGAAGAACCGGCCCCGGGAUUCCCAGCGCUAUGCUCUGGACUAUGAGAACAUGAUCCGUCCGUUCACCGGAAAGCGGCUGCCGGUUCUUGCGUGGGACGACGUGAGGAAUGAAAAGCGUCUGUUCACGUUGCUUGCUGGCAUGAGGUCCUUUGGCGUUGGACGAAUGGUGACCAGGAAGUCCUGGCUGGAGGUGUACACGGAGCCCUGCUACUGGACUAUCACCAAGGUGAAGGUGGACUACACAGCCGAGGACAUGGAUCAUGGAAAAGCUUGGGGUUACUUAACGUUUAGAGGUAAACCCGAGACCGAAGUGCAGGAGAUCCCCAAAGUUAUGUAUCACGACUGGCGCCUUGUCCCACGCCACGAAGAGAGCGCCUUUAAGACGUUUACCCCCCUGCCAGAGCCGGAUCCCGUGCGUUACGUCCCCUACCCGCCUCUCCUAAGGGCCAUGAUAUUGGCGAAGUGGCAGAAGGAAGGGAAACCUUUGACCGAGCUGGUGAUUGACCUCCAGAAGUACCGCUUUUUUGGCAAAGACCACUUUGAAAAAGAGAGACAAGCCAGCGAGGGGACCGCAGUGUGACGCAUGGAGCGGCAGAUGACCCGCGGACCUAUAGAUUACAUUUCCGUAUAUUUUGGGAUCCUGUUAACAGGCAGAAGAAUCUGAGCGUUGCGCUAUAUGUUUAUUCUUCAUAACAUAAUGGAAACCUAAUCUUUACACAAAAAGGUUGAAAUGGUUUAUUUUCCCCGAUUAUAAUACUCCCACUCUGAUUCCCCAGCACUAGGGUGGGCAUCUCUGGUUUAUUCCUGACUACAACCCCCAUCACCCUCAUCCGCUGCCUGACAUGAUGGGAGUCUUACCAGUAAAAGCAGGGCUUUCUUUUUGGUUAACAUUGGGUCAGAUUAUUGUACGUUUGUUAGUUUUGUACAGUAUUAAAGCUCAAUCGAUUUAUGGAUUUUUGUAUAA
Spea bombifrons (plains spadefoot toad) is the source of this 1109-nucleotide messenger RNA. It is a transcript of the gene MRPS34, whose product is annotated as mitochondrial ribosomal protein S34. Bases 78 to 725 code for a protein of 215 amino acids. Gene Ontology annotation, biological process: mitochondrial translation. The transcript has 4 exons. NCBI's taxonomy places the organism in Eukaryota, Metazoa, Chordata, Amphibia, Anura, Pelobatidae. Gene Ontology annotation, molecular function: structural constituent of ribosome. Gene Ontology annotation, cellular component: mitochondrial small ribosomal subunit; mitochondrion. The record is from RefSeq and is a predicted model, not a curated record.